Striga asiatica is the source of this 528-nucleotide messenger RNA. Lineage: Eukaryota; Viridiplantae; Streptophyta; Magnoliopsida; Lamiales; Orobanchaceae. The record is from the annotation of a GenBank genome assembly.
AUGGAGAGUGCGGCCGUACCCGCCGUCCAGAAGGCCACCCAAGGAAUCCCGAGAUCCUUGGCCACAUCGGCUGAGAAAGACAGGAAGGCGUCCGUGAGGAGACAGGUGGCACUCGACCCCCGCUCGGCCACGACCUCCUCCAACCGCCGCCUGAAAUUCCCCGGAGUCACCCGGAGAAAAAGCUCGACCCUCUCUAAGGGGUUGCCGGAGAACACGUGGCCCUCCGGCGCUCCGUCAGCGAUGUCGUAUGUCUUCACGUUGCCAGACUUGUCGAGAUCUGCGCCUGCGAGAAACUUCCGAUUAGAGUCGGCCGUGUUGAAGAAGGAGAAAUCGACGGCGGGGGCAGAGGCGGCCAGGUGCUGCAUGAGUUGGAGCAUCGGCGUCGGUGGCGACGGUGACAACUGCGGCUGGCACAAGAGAACCUUUUGGAUGGGGAGCCCCCCCGCCAAGGUCGGGGUAUCUACUUCCCCUUCCUCGUCAAACCUCCCAGAGGUUCGUCUCCAACAACUAAAUGUUGGUCGCUGUUGA